AUGGCCAGGAUCGCCUCUAUCGAACUUACCCAGGAGGGCCCGGUCCGGGUCAAGCCUGUGAUCAUCUUUGACGGCGAGGGUCUGCACCAUGCCAUGCGUCGCAAUGUGGAGUUGGCUGGAUUUGUCACCCCGACACCAAUCCAAAUGUACUGUCUGCCUGCCACCAACGAUGGCCACAAUGUCAUCGGUGUCACCCAGACUGGAUCUGGCAAGACCGCCGCCGACGUGGUACUGAUUCUCAACAAGCUGACGGACUCCGAGUACAUCGUCAACCAGUGCACUAAGAAUAAGAGCGCCGUGGAGAAUGAGACCACCAGCCGAGCCGUGCUAGCCAGUCAAGAAAUUCUCGGAAACUGCGGGCUGUUUUCUGAAUUGGGUCUCGGCAAGACCAUGAGCAUCAACCUCGAAGAGCCUCUUCUUAAACUACCACGAUCAACGACUUCCAGCGGCUACGGACCAUAUUGGACCUGCUGGCGCAACUCCUUGGCAAAUUACAACUCCCAGGGCAUCGUCCCACUAUCAAGAUGUUCUGCUCCUUUUAUGGUGUCUGACGAGCGUCUACUCUGGCACCUUAGACUCGCGUUUGCUCAUCAGCUUGCAGCAGCUGAGAGAUGCAAAGUCAGCCAUGUUCUGCCUGACCAUACUCGUUGUGGAAAGCCGGAUGAGCGUGCUGUCUCCGGAUUGCCGGCCGGGCUUGUUCAGCAGGGCUACAACCUGUGUCAAAAGUCUACUCCCAGGAGUGUCAGCAGCAGCAACCCUCAAGCGCCCUGA
This is a messenger RNA of Thyridium curvatum, 771 nucleotides long. RefSeq lists its product as uncharacterized. Gene Ontology annotation, molecular function: nucleic acid binding; RNA helicase activity; ATP binding. Bases 1 to 771 code for a protein of 256 amino acids. Lineage: Eukaryota; Fungi; Ascomycota; Sordariomycetes; Thyridiales; Thyridiaceae. The transcript is spliced from 4 exons. The record is from RefSeq and is a predicted model, not a curated record.